This is a messenger RNA of Scleropages formosus (Asian bonytongue), 943 nucleotides long. It is a transcript of the gene eif4e1b, whose product is annotated as eukaryotic translation initiation factor 4E family member 1B. The transcript is spliced from 7 exons. Gene Ontology annotation, biological process: translational initiation. Gene Ontology annotation, molecular function: translation initiation factor activity; RNA 7-methylguanosine cap binding. The record is from RefSeq and is a predicted model, not a curated record. The coding region runs from base 43 to 702 and encodes 219 amino acids. Gene Ontology annotation, cellular component: cytoplasm; eukaryotic translation initiation factor 4F complex. NCBI's taxonomy places the organism in Eukaryota, Metazoa, Chordata, Actinopteri, Osteoglossiformes, Osteoglossidae.
UCAUUUUUUUAAUCACGCGCUUCUCUUGCGCUUUUCGGCACCAUGUCGAGGCCAGUAGUCAAUGGAAUGUGCUCGAAAGAGGUCCGAGGCGAUCCGAAGACGGCCAAGGCAAGCAAGGCUCGGCCGGGGACCACUCUUAUAGGAAGACACCUGAAGCACCCCUUGCAGAACAGGUGGGCCCUCUGGUUCUACAAGAAUGACAAAAGCAAAGUGUGGCAGGACAACUUAAAGAUCAUCACAAAGUUUGACACGGUUGAAGACUUCUGGGCAUUGUACAACAACAUUCGGCCGGCGAGCAAGCUUUCGUCUGGCUGUGAUUAUGCUGUCUUUAAGGAUGGGAUUGAGCCCAUGUGGGAAGACAGACGGAACAAGUGUGGCGGACGCUGGCUCAUUACUCUGUCCAAGCAACAGAGGCACACGGAGCUCGAUCACUUCUGGCUUGAGACGCUCCUCUGUAUUAUUGGAGAGGUCUUUGGCGCUUUCAGCAGGGAUGUGUGUGGAGCUGUGGUUAAUAUCCGUGCAAAAGGUGAUAAAAUUGCCAUGUGGACCACAAACACUGAGAACAAGGAGGCUGUCACUUUUAUCGGGCGCAAGUACAAGGAAGGUGUUGGGCUGCCAACGAAACUUGUGAUUGGCUAUCAAGCUCAUGCUGACACAGCGACUAAGAGCAACUCCAUAAUCAAGAAUAAGUUUAUUGUAUAAUGUGGGUGUUCAGAAUUGAGUUUGUCCACACUUGCAACUUUCCAUAAUUGCAUCCUUUCAGGUCUGGUUGGGUGACGGACCCCUGCGUUCUUCCGAACCCCAAUGUUGGUCGAGGCUUGUCGUAUCGUCACAUAGGCUGCAGAUGUGUGUACAACGCAUAAACAUUUCCAUUUGUGUUCAAUGUAGAGCUUUGAUUCUUUGGUUGUUUUCUGCUUUCUGUCGAAUAAAGCAUCAAUACAAG